Messenger RNA from Vollenhovia emeryi, 852 nucleotides. RefSeq lists its product as uncharacterized. The record is from RefSeq and is a predicted model, not a curated record. The transcript is spliced from 3 exons. Lineage: Eukaryota; Metazoa; Arthropoda; Insecta; Hymenoptera; Formicidae. The annotation marks the transcript as partial.
GUGCGCGUUUUCCCUUCACUCGACUUUCGGGAGUUUCGGGGAGGCCAGUUCCGCUUGGGUCCACGCGAAGUGAACAGUGGUCUUCUAACCAAGAAGAGAUAUUUUUUCCUCGGGAUUGCAUCAUCCCGCGCGAGGCCCGAUAGUUAGGUCGUGUCGGCCUAGUGGUUGGGCCGGGGACCCGUUAUCCAGACCAACUACAAAGUCGACUUUCGGAUGAGCCCAGUUUCUUAGCAUCACUGUUACGUCGUGUCACCGUGUUAUCGUUAUUAACCUAAUUGUUGUGGUAAAUAAUAGUGAUACCAUGGAAAAUAUAGACUGUGGAAUAAAAAUCGUAGAUUUACUACGAAAGAUCGGUUGCGAAAAUUUGAUACCACUUUUCGAAGAACAUAAAAUUGAGAUGCAACAGAUACCAAAAUUAUUAGCAGAGAAAGAUAUGAUGCGUGAGCUUAUUCCAAAUAUUGGAGACAGAUUGAACUUUAUAAAUAAAUAUGAAGAAUUACUUUCCCAAGAAGAAAAUAAUGAUGUUUGUGUCAGUCACGUGGAAAAUGAUGUAUUAUUAACCUCAAUAAUAUUAGAAGAAAAAGAUCUGAUAUCUUCUAUCAAUACGGAUACCUCAGAUAGUAGUGGUAUUAUAAUAGCCCAAGACGAACAUCAGCAGAUAUGUAAUUCUGAAAACAUGUUGUCCAAAGAAAUACAUAUGCCUCACUUGAAUUUAACUGAACUACUUGAGCAAGCACCAAUGGGAAAAGCAAUUAUUUCCUACUAUAAUAAUCACAAUUGCCUAAAUGAUUGCUUGCGGAAUAGACUUGUGGAUAUCAUAAUGAGACAUGUAUUCUCAUAUCAUUGCAAACA